Messenger RNA from Xyrauchen texanus (razorback sucker), 2936 nucleotides. It is a transcript of the gene pomt2, whose product is annotated as protein-O-mannosyltransferase 2. Gene Ontology annotation, biological process: protein O-linked glycosylation via mannose. The record is from RefSeq and is a predicted model, not a curated record. Gene Ontology annotation, molecular function: dolichyl-phosphate-mannose-protein mannosyltransferase activity. The transcript is spliced from 21 exons. Lineage: Eukaryota; Metazoa; Chordata; Actinopteri; Cypriniformes; Catostomidae. The coding region runs from base 234 to 2555 and encodes 773 amino acids. Gene Ontology annotation, cellular component: membrane; endoplasmic reticulum.
ACAUGGAGAUACAAGCAUGAAUAGAGCAACGCCGAGAGCCUUGCAAUAAUUUCAAACAAAGGAGCAACAUGAUUUCGCAUUGAGUCAUGCCAAUACAAUCAGACCGCAAGAUUCUAUGUCCUAUAAUGAUGAACAUUUUCUGAAUGUAAUUCUGCGACUCAAGUCAUUGCUUUAUUGAGGAUUUGCCUUGAGGUUUAAUAAAUGACUAACUGUUUUCAUCAAGAAACCUGCAAAUGGAAGACCGACGGAAGGAGCAUCACAUACAAAGACAAGACAUAUCAGCUGUAAGACAUCGAAAACAAUGCAAGGUAAACGAAUGGGGUGAAAGCAUCCUACAGGUCAAUCCUGAGCAACCCCCAUCUGGAGUCUCUUCUAACCCCAUCACAUACGAUCAUAUCAACAGACUGACUUCUAAUGGAGCAAAUAAAAAGCUUCUCAAGCGAGAAGGACACCUUAUUUCUCCCUCCCGAGAUGAUUAUGUGUCAGUUUACACUUUGGUCCUGGUGGUUUUGCUUUCUGUAUGUACACGCUUUUACAAGAUCACUGAGCCUCCCCAUGUUUGUUGGGAUGAGACUCAUUUUGGGAAAAUGGGCAGCUAUUACAUUAAUCGCACCUUCUUCUUUGAUGUCCAUCCACCCCUUGGAAAGAUGCUUAUUGGUCUUGCUGGAUACUUGACAGGCUAUGAUGGCACCUUUCCCUUCAUAAAACCAGGGGACAAAUAUGAGCAGCACAACUACUGGGGGAUGAGAGGGUUCUGUGCAGCUCUUGGUUCCUGUCUGCCUCCUUUUGCCUUCCUAAUUGUUCUGGAGCUGUCGCAUUCUACACCAGCAGCGCUCAUUGCAGCUUGUCUGCUUAUCUUUGACACUGGCUGCAUCACUCUCUCUCAGUACAUCCUUCUGGACCCCAUUCUGAUGUUUUUCAUCAUGAGCUCUGUCCUGAGCAUGGUCCGAUUCAACAAAUACAGACUCAGGCCUUUCAGCUUCUCUUGGUGGCUGUGGCUGCUUCUAACGGGGGUCUGUCUCUCUGGGUCUCUGGGGGUGAAGUUUGUGGGGCUGUUUGUCAUACUCUUGGUGGGAAUCAACACUGCAUUGGAUCUCUGGAGGUUACUUGGGGACCUCAGUUUUUCUCUGGUGGAUUUUGGGAAGCACUUGUUAGCUCGAGUUUUUGGGUUAAUAAUGCUUCCAUUGUUCCUGUACACUACAAUAUUUGCUGUCCAUUUUAUAGUCUUAAACAGAAGUGGUCCUGGAGAUGGUUUCUUUAGUUCAGCUUUCCAGUCUCGCUUGAUUGGAAACAAUCUGCACAAUGCCUCCAUGCCAGAGUACCUGGCAUAUGGCUCUAUUAUAACCAUAAAGAAUUUGCGAAUAGCAGGAGGUUAUCUGCACUCUCACUGGCACCUUUAUCCAGAGGGGGUUGGAGCUCAUCAGCAGCAGGUAACCGCCUAUCUGCACAAAGAUUAUAACAACCUGUGGUUGGUCAAGAGACCUGACAAUUCUGAGGAUCAUGCAGGGUCCCCAGAGCUUGUCCGACAUGGUGACAUCAUUAAACUAGAACACAAAGAAACUACCAGGAAUCUUCACAGUCAUCUACAUGCGGCUCCACUAACCAAAAAACACCUGCAGGUCACUGGUUACGGCAUUAAUGGGACUGGAGACGCUAAUGACUUGUGGCAGGUGGAGUUGUGUGGAGGGAGGAAGGGAGAUCCAGUGAAAGUGCUGCGGAGUAAAGUGCGCUUUCUCCAUCGCUCCACAGGGUGCGUGCUCUGCUCCUCUGGAAAGACACUUCCUAAGUGGGGAUGGGAACAAGUUGAGGUUACAUGUAGUCCAUAUGUCAAGGAGACCCCCAACUCACAGUGGAACAUUGAGGAUCACAUCAACCCUAAAUUGCCCAACAUCAGUCUGUCAGUGCUUAAACCCACUUUCCUGGAGAUUCUUUGGGACUCUCAUAUUGUUAUGAUAAGAGGAAACAGUGGUUUGAAGCCCAAAGAUAAUGAGGUAAAUUCUAAGCCCUGGCACUGGCCCAUCAACUAUCAGGGUUUGAGGUUCUCUGGAGUGAAUGAGACUGAAUACCGUGUUUAUCUCCUAGGCAACCCUGUAAUCUGGUGGCUUAACCUGUUCAGUCUGGGUCUAUAUGUUGUCAUGGUGACAGUGGCUUCUUUGGCAGUGCAAAGAGGUGUGAAGCUGGAGGGAACGAGGAAAGCGCACUGUCACUCUUUAAUGAAGGGUGGAGGAAUGCUGCUUUUGGGCUGGCUGCUACACUACCUACCCUUCUACAUCAUGGGUCGUAUACUCUACUACCACCAUUACUUUCCUGCCAUGCUGUUCAGCAGUAUGCUCACAGGUAUUACUUUGGACAUCUUCCUACAGAGUUUAGACCUCCUCUUUAGUCCAUCUGUAUCCCAUUAUCUUUUGAGAGGAGGUCAAUCUAUGCUCCUGUUAGGGUUCCUUUACAGCUUUUACCUCUUCCACCCUCUCUCCUAUGGUAUAAGGGGGCCGUUGGCACAUGAUCCUGCCUCCUCUAUGGCUGGGCUCAGGUGGAUGGAAUCCUGGGAAUUUUAGACCAUAUUUUAAAGUGCAUCAGAUGGAAUAAAUUGUUAAAUCCAGUUCAGUUGUUACCUGUGGACUGCUGUCAAAAAAACAAAACCCUGAGUGACAUGUGGAUGCAGAUAAUUUUGAUAGCUGAACACUAAAUAGUAUUUUACACUAAAUAGUAUUUUACAGUUACAGUAUCUUACAAACAAGUUGCAUAGUGUUUAACCACUGUAGCUGAACUGAAAUAAAUCAACAGAAGUAAUAAAGUGCCUUUCAGAUUUCAAGAUGGUUAAUUGUAUGUAUUACUGGACAAUACACAUAUACAGUGUGGUACUGCCUUCAGAAAGUUUUUGUACAUUAUUACUGUUACACAUUGAUUUUUUUUUUUUUCCUCCUUUCAAGAAUAAA